Messenger RNA from Melopsittacus undulatus (budgerigar), 799 nucleotides. It is a transcript of the gene DYNLT1, whose product is annotated as dynein light chain Tctex-type 1. The record is from RefSeq and is a predicted model, not a curated record. Gene Ontology annotation, molecular function: dynein intermediate chain binding. Gene Ontology annotation, cellular component: cytoplasmic dynein complex; cytoplasm. The transcript has 5 exons. The coding region runs from base 105 to 446 and encodes 113 amino acids. Lineage: Eukaryota; Metazoa; Chordata; Aves; Psittaciformes; Psittaculidae. Gene Ontology annotation, biological process: microtubule-based movement.
GGAGCCGGUGGGCGGCGCAGGCGCAGUGCGAGUAACGGCCGGCGCGUGGGGCGCAGCGGUAAGGGGGUGGUGUCGGUUGCGGCGUGAGGGGCUCCACUGGGAAGAUGGACGAGUUCCAGCCGGGGGAGGAGACUUCCUUUGUUGUUGAUGAAGUCAGUGCCAUCAUUAAGGAGGCCAUAGAAAGUGCAAUAGGUGGCAAUACCUACCAGCACAGCAAGGUGAACCAAUGGACAACCAGUGUGGUGGAGCAAACACUGAGCCAACUCACAAAGCUGGGGAAGCCUUUCAAGUAUAUUGUGACCUGUGUGAUUAUGCAAAAGAAUGGUGCUGGGCUACAUACAGCAAGCUCUUGCUUCUGGGACAACUCCAGUGAUGGGACCUGCACUGUGAGAUGGGAGAAUAAGACUGUGUACUGUAUUGUCAGUGCCUUUGGACUCGCAAUCUGAUUGCCUUGGAAUCAUUCACCCUUCUCCUUUCUACUCCAGCACCUAAGUCCACUUCUACUCAAAACUGUGAAUACACCGAGCAACUUCUGGUUUUAAUGUACUCUUUUAGUAACUUUUUUCAAACCUAGAAGUGUGAAAAAAUGCUGUUACAUGGUUUAUGUUUGUUCUUUGUAUCAUAGCAGUGUUGCCACACUGUCUUAACACUUCAAGAACUUCUUCUUCAAGGUGCUAAUACUGAAAUCUGCUGCAGUGCAAACACUUUCUCCAGGUUUCUUUUUUAAGACCAAUCUAAAUGAGACACUGAUUUUCAUACUUUAUACUUUUGGUUAGCAUUAAAUUAUUGAAAUUCAUAA